AUGGGGUCAAUGGGGUCUCAAUGGGGCCAAUGGGGUCUCAAUGGGGUCAGUGGGGUCUCAAUGGGGUCAAUGGGAUCAGUGGGGAUCGAUGGGGUCAAUGGGGUCAAUGGGGUCAAUGGGGUCUCAAUGGUGUCAGUGGGGUCUCAAUGGGGAUCAAUGGGUCUCAAUGGGGUCAGUGGGGUCUCCAUGGCGUCAAUGGGGUCUCAAUGGGGUCAAUGUGGCUCAAUGGGGGGAUCAAUGGGGUCAAUGGGGUCAAUGGGGUCUCAAUGGGGUCAGUGGGGUCUCAAUGGGGUCAAUGGGGAUCAAUGGGGUCAAUGGGGAUCAAUGGGGUCAAUGGGGUCUCAAUGGGGUCAAUGUGGCUCAAUGGGGUCAAUGGGGUCAAUGGGGUCUCACUGGGGAUCAAUGGGGAUCAAUGGGGUCAAUGGGGUCAAUGGGGUCUCAAUGGGGUCAGUGGGGUCUCACUGGGGAUCAAUGGGGAUCAAUGGGGUCAAUGGGGUCAAUGGGGUCUCAAUGGGGUCAAUGGGGUCAAUGGGGUCAAUGGGGUCUCAAUGGGGCCAAUGGGGUCUCAAUGGGGUCAAUGGGGAUCAUGGGGUCAAUGGGGUCAAUGGGGAUCAAUGGGGUCUCAAUGGGGUCAAUGGGGUCUCAAUGGGGUCAAUGUGGAUCAAUGGGGUCAAUGGGGUCUCAAUGGGGUCAGUGGGGUCUCAAUGGGGUCAAUGGGGUCUCAAUGGGGUCAGUGGGGUCUCCAGUGGGGUCAACGGGGUCUCAAUGGGGUCAAUGUGGCUCAAUGGGGUCAAUGGGGUCAAUGGGGUCUCAAUGGGGUCAGUGGGGUCUCAAUGGGGCCAAUGGGGUCUCAAUGGGGCCAAUGGGGUUUCAAUGGGGAUCAAUGGGGUCAAUGGGGUCAAUGGGGUCAAUGGGGUCUCAAUGGGGUCAAUGGGGUCUCAAUGGGGUCAAUGGGGAUCAAUGGGGUCUCAGUGGGGUCAGUGGGGUCUCAAUGGGGUCUCAAUGGGGUCAAUGGGGUCUCAAUGGGGCCAAUGGGGUCUCAAUGGGGUCUCAAUGGGGUCAGUGGGGUCUCAAUGGGGCCAAUGGGGUCUCAAUGGGGCCAAUGGGGUCAAUGCGGAUCAAUGGGGUCAAUGGGGUCAAUGGGGUCAAUGGGGUCUCAAUGGGGUCAAUGGGGUCUCAAUGGGG
Molecule: messenger RNA, 1185 nt
Organism: Tympanuchus pallidicinctus (lesser prairie-chicken)
Lineage: Eukaryota; Metazoa; Chordata; Aves; Galliformes; Phasianidae
Exons: 4
Source: RefSeq, a predicted model, not a curated record